UGCAUCAUGUCGGAAGAGCAAAUUUUAGAGUUUCAAGAAGCUUUUUGUCUGCUUGACAAAGAUGGUGAUGGUUGCAUAACGAUCAAAGAGCUUGCUACAGCGAUUAGAUCGUUACAUCAAAACCCUACCGAAGAAGAAUUGCAAAUGAUGAUGAAUGAAGUUGAUAUUAACGGGAGUGGAUCCAUUGAAUUUGAGGAGUUCUUCAAUCUCAUGGCAAAAAAGAUGAAGGAAAAUGAAGCCGAAGAAGAAUUGAGAGAAGCUUUCAAAGUAUUUGAUAUGGAUCAAGAUGGAUUCAUAUCGCCUAACGAGCUGAAGCAUGUGAUGAUCCACAUGGUGGAGAAAUUAACAGAUGAAGAAGUAGAGCAAAUGGUCAAAGAAGCUGAUUUGGAUGGAGAUGGUCUUAUUGACUAUGAAGAAUUUGCUAAAAUGAUGCUUCUUAUUUGAUCCCAAAUCCCUUUUAUGAAGUUAAAAAAUUGAAUAAAUGACUCGAUUCAUUAUUUAAUAACGAUUACUGAUGUAAAAAUUUACAACCCGAGUAAUUGAGUUGGGUCGGUGUAAUAGUCCAAACUCACCGC
Molecule: messenger RNA, 575 nt
Organism: Cucurbita maxima (winter squash)
Lineage: Eukaryota; Viridiplantae; Streptophyta; Magnoliopsida; Cucurbitales; Cucurbitaceae
Product: calmodulin-like protein 8
Exons: 4
Coding region: 7-444 (145 amino acids)
Molecular function (GO): calcium ion binding; enzyme regulator activity
Source: RefSeq, a predicted model, not a curated record